CUCUAGAACUAACAAAAAUUUCCCGACUGGAUAUGGGAGCUUAUUUGUGCAUUGCUAGUAACGGUGUACCUCCGACAAUCAGCAAAAGGAUCAAAGUUAGCGUAAAUUUUCCUCCAAUGUUAUGGAUUCCCCAUCAACUGGUAGGAGCUCCGUUAAAUUACGCUGUGACUCUAGAAUGUUUCACGGAGGCUAAUCCAAGUUCCCUAAACUACUGGACCAGAGAAGACGGGCAAAAUAUGAUUCACGAUUCAAAGAAGUAUCACACGGAAAAUAGCGUUGGCAAUCCUUCAUAUAAGACCCAUAUGAAACUCACCAUCAAUAAUAUUCAUCAAAGUGACUAUGGGACUUACAAAUGCGUCGCGAAGAAUCCCAGAGGAGAGACGGAUGGGAUUAUUAGACUGUACACUUCAUCAUCACCAACAUCUUCGUCCAGACCUCCAACCACCGAUUUAUCAAAAUCAAAGGACAUUUGGAGUAAACAAAAUGGUUCUAGCUCUGCUAAUUCUCUGUCGGUCUCCCACGUUUUGGAUAAAGGUGCUAAAUAUCAAUCGAAUUUAAACGAAAUCGACAAAUCACAACAGAAGUCAACCGCUGAUUCGUAUGCCAAAGAUCAUUUUUAUGAAAACUCGCCCGAAAAUACAGAAAAUAUGGGAGAUCGUCUUAAAUUUUACUCGUCUAUGCUUCUAGUAGCCUGCAUCUUGCCAAUUAUGCUCCUAAAGGCGACACGGUGAAUGGGGUAGCAUGAAUAUUUGAAUUAUAUUGGAGUAAGUUUUACGGUUAUACUUAAGAAUGGACGCUUUAAAAUGGAACAAGAAGUGUGUAUUGUACAUUUAGUAUUUACUAUUUAAACAAAGACUGAAAACUUAUUAGCUUAAAAUAUCACUAAAAAACAUAGUAUAAAUGAAUAAUUUUUAUUAUUAUCUACAUUUAUAUUGGUACAUAUUUGAGGAGCUCUAUAUACUCCUAUCUCGUAUGGAGGCGUCUAUGGGGAAUAAAAAAUUAAAAAAUUGAAAGUGUAGCAAAGUGAAAAAUAGAUGUAAAAACAUGUAACUUUUCUUGUAAAAAUUCGCAUAGUGUAUUUUUUGGCACACGAUUACUUAAUUUUUAAUUUAAAAAAAAUCAAAUAUAAGUGUGAAUUAAAUGUUUAGCAAAGUGAAAUGUAGAUUUAAAAAAAAUGUAUUUCAGAUUUUAAAUAGUACAACCCUUUUGCCAAUUUUCAAAAUUUGAGAAGGUACAAUUUGUUUUGAAUAAUACUAAAACAUCCUCCUGUAUAAUAUUUGUUUAGUAAUUCAUCGUUAGUGUCAUUUUAUUGAAGUCUCAGAACUCUAUUUAACAUUUUCUACAAAGAAAAGGCUACAGUUAUAAUCAGUUUAAUUUUUGAGCUUAUUUAUAUCAAUUUACACCGUCAUUAAUCAAAUUUCAGAGGUAGCAUAUCCAGUUAUGUAAAUUUUAUUUCCUUUGAGUGAUAUUAUAUUUUCCAUAAAAUGUAUGCGGUUUCCCUUGAUUUUUUUAAUUAAAAAUUAAGUAAUCAUGUGGGGAAAACAAUAAAAAUGCGCCAUUUUUAAUUUCCUCUUUAUCUUAGUUAUAAAAUUCGGUUUAUGGUUUUUAAAAACCGUAUACAGUGUGAGAUUUUUUCUAUGGAAAAACAAAGUAAUUUUUUAAAGUCAGGCCUGCUUUUUUUCUACUUUGAAUAAAUCAAUUAAUUAUGUGGUAGUAGUGUCAGGUUUGACCAAAAUAUAACACAUGUCGAGCUUAUCGUUAAAAAAUUAUGAAGAAUAGAAAUUUCAGUCAAAAUUCACAGCUUAUACUUUAUAUUAUUAAACAUUAGAAGCAGACAUGUUUUAAUUGUUAUUCCCCAUAGGAAACUCAAGACGAGGUACCAGCAUGUACA
Messenger RNA from Diabrotica virgifera virgifera (western corn rootworm), 1891 nucleotides. Its product is annotated as protein CEPU-1-like. NCBI's taxonomy places the organism in Eukaryota, Metazoa, Arthropoda, Insecta, Coleoptera, Chrysomelidae. The record is from RefSeq and is a predicted model, not a curated record. Bases 33 to 731 code for a protein of 232 amino acids. Gene Ontology annotation, cellular component: neuron projection. The transcript has 5 exons.